AUGGUUGCACAGGUGUUGACCAAGCCCGACCCCGCCGCCCAGGCCGCCGUCCCCGGCGCGAAGCGCAUCCCCUUUUCCGAGGUCUACGCGACCCCCAAGACGCGCUCGUUCCUCGGACGAGCCUACGACGCCAACGAUUACGUCUACCUCGGCUUCAUGGGCCUGAUCCACACCCUGGCCCUCCUGGCGCCCUUCACGUUCAGCUGGGCCAACCUCGGACUGUUCCUCGGGCUGUACUUCGUGACCGGCUGCCUUGGGAUCACCCUGUCCUUCCACCGCCAGCUCAGCCACAAGGCGUUCGUCACCCCGAAGUGGCUGGAGUACGGGCUGGCGUACUGCGGGGUGCUGUCGGGGCAGGGGGACCCGAUGAUGUGGGUAUCACACCACAAGUACCACCACCUGCACACAGACACACCGCUGGACACCCACUCCAUCUAUGAAGGCUUCUGGUGGUCCCACAUGGGCUGGCUGUUUGAUCACAAGGUCACCCACGAGCGCGCUGGCGACCGCUCCAACGUGUCAGACAUGGAGGCCCAGCCCUACUACCGCUGGCUGCGCGCCACCUACCCCUGGCACAUCGUUGCCCAGUUUGCCGCACUGUACGCGCUGGGCGGCGUGGGGGCGGUGGUGUGGGGCGGCGCGCUGCGGCUGUGCUGGGUGUACCACAUCACGUGGUUUGUGAACAGCGCGACGCACUCUUGGGGCUACCAGCCCUUUGACAGCGGCGACUGCAGCCGCAACAACUGGUGA
This is a messenger RNA of Monoraphidium neglectum, 750 nucleotides long. RefSeq names its product stearoyl-CoA desaturase (delta-9desaturase). The record is from RefSeq and is a predicted model, not a curated record. Lineage: Eukaryota; Viridiplantae; Chlorophyta; Chlorophyceae; Sphaeropleales; Selenastraceae. Gene Ontology annotation, molecular function: oxidoreductase activity, acting on paired donors, with oxidation of a pair of donors resulting in the reduction of molecular oxygen to two molecules of water. Gene Ontology annotation, cellular component: endoplasmic reticulum membrane. The coding region runs from base 1 to 750 and encodes 249 amino acids. Gene Ontology annotation, biological process: lipid metabolic process. The transcript has 4 exons.